AUGGCCUGGGCCGCACCCCCCAGCGGGAGCGGCGCGAUUUUGAUGCGCAAACUUCCGCGCAACACCAGUCGCGAAGCUCUUCGCAGCAUGCUCCUUUUCGCCAAGGAUUUCGUCGACGCCGAUUUCGUCAACUCCGACCAUCCGGAGGACGAUGGUUUCCUGAGCGCGAUCGCCCGUUUCAAUACCCUCCCCGCCGCCGAAGAAGCGCGCGCCCUCCUGGACGGUAAACCAAACUCCAAAAACGACGCGAAAAUGGUGGUGGAGAUGUAUCCUGGCGCGGUCGGCUCCAAUCUCUCCAACACGCGUCGCAACACAAUCGAUCACACCGCGACCCGUGGAUUGUUGCCUGGCUCGCGUCAAUCAUCGCGUUUCAAUGGUACCUUCCAAAGCCUGGAGAUUUCCAGACUCUCCAACCCAUCGAACCAACCCAUCGGCGAAGGCCUUCCCUCUGCGUCCGAGUCCGGUUCACGUCUGCACAACCUCUUCUCCCCACAAUCUCCGAUUGGAAACGGUGUUGGCGAUCUUCCUCGAGUUACAGGCAAGUCCAUGAUCGAUGAGGAUCCCGAUGAAGAGACAGGCGAGUUGCUCAAGGACCCGGUGGGCUACGCGGAAAGUGGACAUUCAGCAUCUGUCUCGGCCCCGCGUCGGUCAACCAACCCCCAGAUCCCGACCGGUCGAUUUGCCAAUAUGUCUCUCUCCACAGCCAUGUCAUCCCCGCCCCUCCCGAACUAUGCCUCUGGUGAUCCUCGGCAACGCAUGAGCAGCAACGGUCCUCAGUCUGCCUACCCUAGCUCAGCCACCCACAGCCAUGGUCAUAGCUUCCCCUAUGGCAGCCAACAUACACCCCGUCAUAGCUUGCCUGCUGCGAAUCCCAACGACCUUAACCCACCAUGCAACACCCUCUACGUCGGUAACUUGCCACCAGACACCUCGGAGGAAGAGCUGAAAGCCCUCUUCUCCAAACAGCGCGGUUAUAAGCGACUUUGCUUCCGUAACAAGCAGAAUGGCCCUAUGUGCUUCGUGGAAUUUGACGAGGUCGCCAUGGCCAGCAAAGCACUCAACGAAUUAUACGGAUACAAGCUGUCUAAUAGCGUCAAGACCGGCAUUCGCUUGAGUUUCUCCAAGAACCCUCUGGGCGUCCGUUCAGGCCAGCCUGGUAGCAUGAACGCAGGGAAUCCCCUCUCGGGACCGGGCGGAACUCCUACUGGCAGCAACCUAGGCAGCAUGCACAGCCAUAUGUUUUCCUCCGUUAGCGGCCCACCUCCCGGCCUGGCUGCGCCCCCUGGUCUGGCGAUGCCUAUGCCACAGCGAAACGGUGGUGGCAAUCCCAUCCACGGCGGCCAAGGUCAAGGCCAGGGUCACCCUCACGCCAUGAUCGGUAACAAUAACUUCAAUCACAACUCGGGCCUGGGGAUCCGGACCAACGGAGGUAACUCAAUGAUGAUGUCGCCGCCGCCUAGUGGUACUCCCAACAACAACGCGGGACCGAAUAUGAACGGCUUCAAUACCUUCUACCCCGAUUACAUGAUGGGCCGUUGA
This is a messenger RNA of Penicillium cosmopolitanum, 1539 nucleotides long. RefSeq lists its product as uncharacterized. Bases 1 to 1539 code for a protein of 512 amino acids. The record is from RefSeq and is a predicted model, not a curated record. Lineage: Eukaryota; Fungi; Ascomycota; Eurotiomycetes; Eurotiales; Aspergillaceae. The transcript has a single exon. Gene Ontology annotation, molecular function: mRNA binding.